UACUGUACAAUACGGUGCUGAAAUGGAGUUAGUUUGAAGGUGUAAAAAUGAAACAGCUGGGCAUAUAGCCAUCCUUCGUCCCUUAAGACCUGUCGGAAAAGUUUCAAAUGUGUGAACAGCUAGCAUUUAGAGGAUAGAUUUGUAUAAAGGUAAACAUAGAGCCGGAAUCUGGAGUAGCUUAUCACCGUCGAAAAAUGUCCACAGGGGAUGGAUGGGUUCGUCAGUUAAACUCUGCCGAGGCUGAAUGUGAGUGGAUAGCCGAGAGACUCCGGACUCGUGAUGGACAUCAGAAAGGAAGUCGAGCUUACAUUCGCAACAAUCAAGAUGUAAGUCGAGGUACUAAUCACAUCACGGAUACUAUCCAAGAGCUCACUGAGCUACUCAAUCAACAGUCUAUCACGGGGAAGAUAACGGAACGUGAAGCCAAUCGGCGACAGGCCUUGUUACACCGCCUCGAAUCUCGUUUCGGCGAUCUCCAGCAAAAGGCAAAAAUAAAUACGCAAGAACACUUUCUGAGAAAGGAUCUCUUUGGCGGUUAUGGUUUCGAUGGCGAACUGGCAACGUGGAAAGAAGCACGUUGUUCUGGGGGCGGCGAUUCUGCUGUUUAUUUUGCCACUCAGGAAUCGUUUCAAGCCCAGAAGAACAAUAUACAGGAAUCAGCUCAAGAUGCCGGCCUAGAGCAAUUGUCAUCUAUUAUGUCUCGGACAAAAACAAUGGCGCAAAAUUUUACAACUGAAAUUAAUCUUUGCAACGAGAUUCUUGACGAUGUUGCCGAGCAAAUGGAUACGGCCAACGAACGACUUCUACGAAAUACUGAAAGAACCCAACAACUCGACGUGCGGAGCGGCACUUGUGGACUUUGGGUUGUUGUUACGUUACUAUUUAUUGCUAUUGUAGUUGUUGCACUAAUACAGACCUGAAGUCAAGCGGCAUAAUGAAAAAGAUAAAUCAAAUGAGCGAUGACAGAAUAGUGUGAUAUUAUAAGGAUGAACGUUGUGUGCCUUGCUGACGUUAAUUCAGGUAAAUGCUAAUUAUUAAAGCCACGCAUCGUCUGCGCCGCUACGAAUCCUGUUUAUCAAUGAAGAUCCGAUAAGAACAAGUUCUCCAGUGUGAACCGAAUAUUCGCGAUGCGCUAUAUGGCCAUAGAAACAUCAAAAAAUUUGACUAUUAGGCCAAUUAGUCAAUGUAAGAUAAUUAUUAUUAUUGUCCGAUACAAGUUUUUAAACAUUUGACGUAAACGCUGAAAAUAUGAUGCAAAACUGCGGACUGACAUAAAACAAAAUGGUGGUUGUAUCCGUA
Varroa destructor (honeybee mite) is the source of this 1299-nucleotide messenger RNA. It is a transcript of the gene Syx8, whose product is annotated as syntaxin 8. The record is from RefSeq and is a predicted model, not a curated record. Lineage: Eukaryota; Metazoa; Arthropoda; Arachnida; Mesostigmata; Varroidae.